UUUACUCCCAGAGCCUGUGGUCCUCAGCCCGCUUGUGGUUGAGGUUGCGCUGCAGAGAGGGUCACUCCCCCAAGGUCUGACUGUGACCUCUGCCCAGAAAAGACCAAAGAACGCGCUCUUCGGGCAGACCUGGAAUUCACCAGCUUCCAACAACUAGUCUUGGACCAAGAGUUUUGGAGUUCUAAACAAGUGAGCGGCCCCAGAAGGACAGGGCCGGGUGACAGGCCAUUGGGCUCGCCAUGGCUGCGCCCGCCCGCCGUCUGUGCCAUGUCGCUUUCCAUGUCCCAACUGGGCAGCCCCUAGCGAAGGACCUACACCGCCUCUUCGGCUUCCAGCCUCUGGCUGUGCGGGAAACAGGUGGGUGGAAACAGCUGGCUCUGCGCAGCGGAGAUGCAGUCUUUCUAGUGAACGAAGGCUCGGGCCCGGGGGAGCCACUGUACGGCCUGGAUCCGCAUCACACGGUGGCCAGCGCCACGAACCUGUGCUUCGAUGUGGAGGAUGUGGACGGCGCCGCCCGGGCGCUGGCGGCACGGGGCUGCGCCGUGCCGGUACCACCCACUAGCGUGAAGGAUGCACAGGGCACAGCCAUCUACACAGUGGUCAACUCUCCGGCUGGUAAUCUUAGCUUUACAUUGCUGCAGCGUGCUGGCUAUCGCGGAUCCUUCCUGCCCGGAUUCAGACGGCUACCUUGCACACCUGGCCCCUGCUGGGUCAGCCACGUGGACCACUUGACCUUGGCCUGCACCUCUGGCAGCUCCCCUACACUUAGGCGCUGGUUCCAAGACUGCCUUGGGUUUUGCCACUUGCCGCUGAGCCCAGGUGAAGAUCCGGAGCUGGGCCUCAUGGUGUCUGCAGGGCCUGGGCGAGGGGGACUAAGGCUUACUGCCCUGCAGAUCCCUGCCGACAGCACUGUCCCUACCCUUGUUCUGGCAGAGUCCCUGCCGGGACCCACCAACAAACAGGACCAGGUAGAGCAAUUUCUAGCCCGGCACAGGGGGCCAGGCCUGCAGCACGUAGGACUGUACACUCCCAACAUCAUGGAAGCUUCUGAAGGGAUGAUGAAGGCGGGAGGCCGCUUCCUGACCCCUCCUGAAGCCUACUACCAGCAGCCUGGCAAAGAGGAACAAAUCAUAGCUGCAGGGCACAAGCCCAGCCUUCUAGAAAGGCAGGGAAUUCUACUAGAUGGCAAUAAAGAUAUGUUUUUGCUUCAGGUCUUCACCAAGUCCCUCUUCACUGAGGACACCUUCUUUCUGGAGCUGAUUCAGAGACAGGGGGCCACAGGCUUUGGCCAGAACAACAUCCGGGCACUAUGGCAGUCGGUGCAAGAGGAAACUGCCAGGGCCCAGGGAGCCUAACCCGGGCUACAUGUGGGAGUUGCCACUAGUCCUAGGUUCUGGGAGUGACACACCUCAGAGCACCACACCUCCACAGGAUCACACCUCAGAUAAAGGCCAUCUGUGCCCUCAGGGCCAGGUGCAAGUCUUCAUUCUAACCAGUACCUGCCAAUUCUAGAGUCUCUUGUUAGACUCCAAAGAGUUGGGAUUUAAAACAACCCCUAAAAUGUCUAACGCAUUUAGGUAAUAUAAAGAAUAAAGAAAUGAGAUUGUAAGACACAACACCACUCUGGAGUCUUUGUGUUUUCUGUGUUUCCUUCCCAUCAACUCUUCGGGUCUUAUGAUUAUUAAACCUUGUGCUUUCUGAAGUUUCAUUGUGAAAUGUACCCUGAAUAAAAAGGAAUUCAAUACAAACCCUCCUGUGUUGAUCUCACUAGGGAGCAACAGCUGCAGGUGCAGACAGGACUAGGUCAGGGUUAGCCCAACCACCUGCUCUAAGAUGAUGCUGCAGCUGCAAUCAGAGCUUACCUGAGACCCAGACUGGGAGCAUUGGAUGUCAGCCACAGACAGGUGCUCCCUGCAGCUGCCCUCACUCU
Molecule: messenger RNA, 1930 nt
Organism: Cricetulus griseus (Chinese hamster)
Lineage: Eukaryota; Metazoa; Chordata; Mammalia; Rodentia; Cricetidae
Source: RefSeq, a predicted model, not a curated record